UCGUAAGGCAUCUUCGUGGAAGAGACUAAUCAUGUCCUUCUUUUUCAACACGGUGCACCGAGUUACAGGCCUAUAUAUAUCCACUCGAUUUCUUACAAGCUUGGAUCAAUCUUGUGCUUGUUCAUCUAAUGGACCUUGCUUCCUCUUCCUCUUCUUCUUCUUCCUCUUUGCCUACCAGAGAUGUCUUCCUCAAUUUUAGAGGCGAGGACACUCGAAAAAACUUUGUCUGCCAUCUUUACGAAGCUCUGAAACGGCGAGCAGUCAAUGUUUACCUUGAUAAUGAAGAUCUUAGAAAAGGCGACGACCUUUCGGAUCUACUGAAAGCCAUUGCCGAAUCAAAGAUUUCAAUUGUAGUUUUCUCUGAAAACUACGCGACUUCCACAUGGUGCUUGAAAGAACUGGUCAAGAUCCUGGAAUGCAAGAAGGGGGAGCAGAAGCAGAUUGUGAUGCCCAUUUUCUACCGAGUAGAUCCUUCCCACAUUCGUAAACAGACGGGAAGUCUUGGCGAAGCUUUUGCCAAGCAUGAACGCGACCGCAAAAGAGACAAGGAGUUGCUGCAAGAAGUGCAGACAUGGAGAUUUGCUUUAAAGGAAGCCACCAACUUAGCUGGCUCGGAUUCCAAAAAUUAUGAGGAUGAUGCCAAGCUCAUUGAUGAUAUUGUAAAUACUGUCUUUGAUAAAGUGAAUUGGAUCUCGCCACGUAGAGAGUAUGGCUUGGUUGCAAUGGAUUCCCACCUGCAUCAAGUGGAACGACUAUUAUAUGCUGCGCCUGAUGAUGUUGUCUAUGUUGGAAUCUGGGGAAUGGGCGGCUUGGGUAAAACAACCAUUGCCAGGGCUGUUUAUGACAAAAUUUCUCAUCAAUUUGAACACCGUUACUUCCUUAUUAGAGAUGUGAGGGAAGGCUUCAUGAAGAAAGGUGGUGAGGUACGGAUGCAACAUCAAUUUCUAUCUGGAAUCUUGAAGGUAAACCCCAACAAUUUCGAUGGGGAUUACAUGAUCGUGUGGUUGGAAAGGCUACGUGAGAAAAAAAUUAUAGUUGUUCUUGACGAUGUAUCCCGUUCCUGGGAAAUUGACGCCUUACUCGGAAGCCUAAAGGAACGUUCAUUUGGUUGUGGUAGUAUAGUCAUUGUAACAACUAGAGAUGAACAAGUACUAGGUGGAUUUAGCAGGAUAUACAAGCCCAACCCAUUAAGUGAUCCUGACUCUCUUGAACUCUUCAACCAGAAUGCCUUCACAACAAUGCCACCCUCAAAAGAGUAUGAUGAUGUUUCAAAACGUGCAAUCGAAUAUGCUCACGGUCUGCCUUUAGCACUUCAAAUCUUGGGAGCUCAUCUUCGUGGCAAACGUGCAUCUGAGUGGGAACAUGUGUUGGAGAAAAUAAAGAAUGUCCCAAACCCACACAUUCACAAUGUGCUUAAAAUAAGCUUUGAUGGACUAGAUGCCACCGAAAAGAACAUAUUUCUAGAUAUUGCAUGCUUUUUCAAAGGAAUGCACAUAGAGUAUGUAGAAUUUAUUCUGAACAGUUGUGGCUUCUAUGCCAGCAGUGGUUUAAGAGUUCUAAUUAACAAGGAUCUUGUAAGUUUCUCAGAGUUUGAUGGGCUCAAGAUCCAUGAUCUCCUACAUGAAAUUGGUAGGGAUAUCGUCCGGAAAAAACCUUGGAAGCAUAGUAGAUUAUGGAGUUAUGAAGAUGUUCAGGAGACCAUAGCACAAAAUAAGGCUAUGAAAGUUGAAGGCGUAAUGAUUGAAUUGGCCGACUCAGAAGAUAUACAUGUAGAUGCUGAAGCUUUUGUUAGUAUGGUGAACCUGAGAUUGCUCAGAAUCACUUACCCCCCAGAUGUGAACUAUCAUCAUGGGUCCUUCAGAAAAGAAUUUGAAGGGGAAUUAUGGCCGGGGCACAUGUACCGAAUGGAGCACAUGUACCGAAUAUAUUCUCGCUGUAAAUUACACUUGAAUGGGGACCUAAACUGUCUUUCUCAGAAGUUGAGGGUUCUCGCUUGGCAUGGUUGCCCUCUAAAGUCUUUGCCGUCCAAGUUUAACCCCAAGCAUCUUGUUGACCUUGACAUGCGUGGGAGCCACAUCGAACAACUUUGGCCAGAACCCAAGGCUGCGAAAGAAUUGAUAAGCAUCGAUUUAAGUUCCUGUAAAAAUCUUAAGGAAAUCCCCCUCUUCACCGAGGCGCCGAAGCUUCAGAAACUAAUUCUUUACCGUUGUACAAGUUUAGUGGAGGUUUCCCCAUCCAUUUCAGAUCUUACAGGCCUUGUUUUCUUGAGUUUAUAUGGUUGCACAGAACUUAAGAUUCUUCCAAGCAGCAUUCAUAUGAUGAAAUCUCUCAAGACCCUUGUUCUUUCCGACUGCUCAAAUCUUGAGAUGUUUCCCGAGAUUUCAGAAGAUGUGGAAGCACUAUCGGAGCUCAAGUUAGAUUGCACUGCGAUUAAGGAACUACCAUCCUCAAUUGUACGGCUUCGGGGACUUAAAUCCCUUAAUCUUUCUGGCUGCAGAAAUCUUGAGAUGUUUCCCGAAAUUUCAGAAGAUAUGGAAGCAUUAUCGAAGCUCGAGUUAGAUCGCACUGCGAUUAAGGAACUACCAUCCUCAAUUGUACGGCUUCGGGGUCUUAAAUCCCUUGAUCUUUCCUACUGCAAAAAUCUUGAGAUGUUUCCCGAGAUUUUUGAAGAUAUGGAGGCACUAACGGAGCUUAUAUUAGUUGGCAGUGCAAUUAAGGAACUACCAUCCUCAAUUGAACGGCUUCGUGGACUUAAAUCAUUAAAUAUGAAUUACUGCAGAAGCCUUGUCUGUCUUCCGGACAGUAUCUGUGAUUUGGCAGACCUUAAACAUCUCGACCUCGGCUUGUGCUCAAAACUUUGCAACUUGCCUGAGAAUUUGGGGUACUUAAAAUCUCUGUUUAAACUUGACGUUAUGGGAACUGGUUUAAAACGACUCCCGGUCUCUAUCUUACAUUUGAAGAUUGGAAGAUUAUCGUUUCUUCAUUGCAAACAAAUGGAGGCCCCCCUUUCAUCAUGGCCAUCAUCAAUUGAAGUUCGUUGUACUGAUGUGGUGCAUCUUGAUUUUAGUUAUUGCAAUCUGAAGGAUUUAUCGGAUUCCAUUGCUUAUUUUCGUUCAUUAAGGGAAUUGAACUUGUCAAGUAAUAAGAAUCUGACGAGCCUGCCUGCAGCCAUGAAUCAACUGGGUUGCUUAGAACAGCUUGAAUUGGAAGGUUGCGAGAGUCUGAGAUCAAUACCAGAGCUUUCAUCAAGAAUAAGUUACAUAAAUGCGCAUAAUUGCGUAGCUUUGGAAGCUGUUUCAACACCACAGUCUCCCUACGAUAUCGUUCGGUGCUUCAAAUUCGGUAACUGCCAUAAGCUGGUACAGGAAGAUAUUUUCAGAGAUAUUGUAGAAAGACAUUCUCCUCCUCAGGGUAAUUGUUCCCGACCCUUUUAUUUCUCUCUUCCUGGAAGUAAAAUUCCAGAGCAGUUCAACCAUCAGUGGAGAGGGACUUCCGUAACUGUCCCGCUACCACAAAAUUGGUUUGACAAGAAGUUUUUGGGGUUUGCUAUAUGCGCGGUUACUAACGAGCCCCAAAGUGUUGAUUAUCGAUGUUUUUGGAGUUUGACUGAUCGAUGUUUCUGUACCUUCAAAGGAGAACAUUGCGAGUACCGUUUCAGUUUCUAUUUGUUCAAUACUCAUUUUCGAUAUCGCGAGAAUUGGCUUGUGUCAAAUCACAUGUUACUGGGAUAUGUGCCAUGGUCUGAAUUUGGCAUUAAUGGAGAGGAAGUGAACGAACGCUCUUACACUGAGGCCAAAUUUGAGAUAGAAUUGCACUAUGAAUUCGAAGAAUCGGAAGAAUCGGAGGAGGUAGCAUUCAACCCGAGCAUCGAAAGGUGCGGAGUUCGAUUCUUUUUUGCCAACAACGAGGAUGAGGAAGUUGCCCAUCAAGAUUUUGGGGAACCAAUAGUACAUAAUUCUGAGAUCAGGAGCCUUGACGGGUGCUUGGCUGAACGCAGUGGUAGUGACAUCACAAGUGACACCUCUGAUGAGGAGGAGCAAUACCUUAAAUUAUCGGAAGUUUUUGAAGGUGCAAACAGAAAACCAAGUUACAUCAUAAAUGAGGACAAUGAUUCAUCUCGGAAGAGGAAAACUCUGGAACGUUGGACACAAGAAGUCAGACCUCUGAUCGAAGUGGUUACAUCGGGUCUGAUCCGUGGGCAUCUGUAUGAUGGUUUUAGCUGGGACUGCGAUGGGUAUAUUGAAAACCAUGGCGGAUUAAGCUGUGGCCGGUAUGCUUGUACACAUGAACCUGGCUGUCGGGCCCGAGCUGAAAUGCGAUCUUUCAGUGACAACAAAACAAUCCUUGAAAUUACUUACAUUGGGAGGCACACUUGUUGGAAAACUCUUCCAAUGUUGACACACCAAGUAAGAGUUACACCACGUAUGGGGAUUGAAGGUCCUUUUGAUGGCUUUACAUGGGGGGAGUACACCCAAACGAACAUACCAGGAGCUGAAUACCCAAGAGUCUAUUAUUACGUGUGCACUCCUCAAAAUGUCAAAGGCUGCAUGGCCAUAAAGGAAGUGCAACACUCCAGUGAUAAAAAAAUCCUGAAAAUUACUUACAGAGGAAGGCACACAUGUAUAGAAGCCUCCGACAGCAGUAGUAUCUCCGCGGGCAGUGAUGCAUCAAGUAUUCAUGAACAAGUUGUCCAAUCAUCAAGCUCACCAGGAGCCAAUGAUCAUGGAGGAAAUGAAAUCAGAGUAGCCGACAAUCCAGUGGAUGAGGAUAAUGUGAUUGUGUCACGAGAUGCAAGCCCACAGGAUAUGUCAAAUAGAAAGGAAGUUGCUGCAAAGAAAAGCAAAGGUGAAGAAGUGGCUGAGCUUGAAGUUGAGAUGACAGAAAAGAAGAAGAAGAAAAAGGAUAAAGACAAUGAUGUUUUGGAUUCUUCAGAUGGGGAGAAAUCUGUGAAGGUGAAGAAGCACAGAGAUAAAGAAGAAGCUGGUUCACCACAAACUAAAAAGUCUGAAAAGAAGAAAAAGAAGAGAAACAAAGAGGCUGAAGAUCAUGGUGCUGAUGCUGCCACUGAUAAUGGCAAGGGUGAUGGUGAGGCUGAUAAGAGUGAGAGAAAGAAGAAUGAGAAGAAGAAGCACAAACAACAGGAAAUAACUGACAGUCCUGUUCCAGUUCCUGCAAAGAAAAGCAAAGGUGAAGAAGUGGCUGAGCUUGAAGUUGAGAAGACAGAAAAGAAGAAGAAGAAGAAGAAAAAGGAUAAAGACGUUGGUGUUUUGGAUUUUUCAGAUGGGGAGAAAUCUUUGAAGGUGAAGAAGCACAAAGAUAAUGAAGAAGCUGGUUCACCUCAAACUGAAAAGUCUGAAAAGAAGAAAAAGAAGAGAAACAAAGAGGCUGAGUAUCAUGGUGCUGAUGCUGCCACUGAUAAUGGCAAGGGUGAUGGUGAGGCUGAUAAGAGUGAGAAAAAGAAGAAUGAGAAGAAGAAGCGCAAAGAAGAGGAAAUAACUGACAGUGCUGUUACAGUUCCUGCAAAGAAAAGCAAAGGUGAAGAAGUCGCUGAGCUUGAAGUUGAGAAGACAGAAAAGAAGAAGAAGAAGAAGAAAAAGGAUAAACACAAUGGUGUUUUGGAUUCUUCAGAUGGGGAGAAAUCUGUGAAGGUGAAGAAGCACAAAGAUAAAGAAGAAGCUGGUUCACCUCAAUCUGAAAAGUCUGAAAAGAAGAAAAACAAAGAGGCUGAGGAUCAUGGUGCUGACGCUGCCACUGAUAAUGGCAAGGGUGAUUGUGAGGCUUAUAAGAGUGAGAAAAAGAAGAAUGAGAAGAAGAAGCGCAAACAAGAGGAAAUAACUGACAGUGCUGUUACAGUUCCUGCAAAGAAAAGCAAAAGUGAAGAAGUCGCUGAGCUUGAAGUUGAGAAGACAGAAAAGAAGAAGAAGAUGAAGAAGAAGAAAAAGGAUAAAGACAAUGGUGUUUUGGAUUCUUCAGAUGGGGAGAUAUCUGUGAAGGUGAAGAAGCACAAAGAUAAAGAAGAAGCUGGUUCACCACAAACUGAAAAGUCUGAAAAGAAGAAAAAGAAGAGAAACAAAGAGGCUGAAGAUCAUGGUGCUGAUGCUGCCACUAAUAAUGGCAAGGGUGAUGGUGAGGCUGAUAAGAGUGAGAAAAAGAAGAAGAAGAAGAAGGAUAAAUCGGAUGCUGACGAAGAAUAGAUGAAAGGUUUAGUAGUAGUGUCUUUGGUGUAUGCCUCUCUUUUCUUUCGUUUACAAUGAGAAAUUUUCCAUCUAACUUGUGGAUUUUCAUAUCUCGCUUAUGUAAUUUUAUCAAUUUUCUCAUUUUU
Molecule: messenger RNA, 6322 nt
Organism: Rosa rugosa (rugosa rose)
Lineage: Eukaryota; Viridiplantae; Streptophyta; Magnoliopsida; Rosales; Rosaceae
Product: disease resistance-like protein DSC1
Exons: 9
Coding region: 129-6194 (2021 amino acids)
Biological process (GO): defense response; signal transduction; regulation of DNA-templated transcription
Molecular function (GO): DNA-binding transcription factor activity; ADP binding; sequence-specific DNA binding
Source: RefSeq, a predicted model, not a curated record